Molecule: messenger RNA, 1227 nt
Organism: Arabidopsis arenosa
Lineage: Eukaryota; Viridiplantae; Streptophyta; Magnoliopsida; Brassicales; Brassicaceae
Source: the annotation of a GenBank genome assembly
AGACUUUGUUGAUGAAGCACAUAAUCAGAGACUUUGGUUUAUGAUUCUCUUUUAUGUUUGUGACACGAAGCAGAGACAAAAACAUGGGGUUACAAGAUUCAUCUCAAGAUUUGUCGACAGAGAUGGAAGUUGAUGCUUUUAGAAGAAUCUUCCCUCUUCGUUUCUUUGAGCGUCAUCUCUCUGAAUCACUUCGACCUGAUGGAAGACAACUUGGGAAAGCUAGAGACACCAUUGUUAACCUUGGACUUGUUUCAACUGCUGAUGGGUCUGCUCUUGCCAAGAUUGGUUCUACUACUAUGCUUGCUGCUAUUAGAAUGGAAGUUAUGACUCCUUCUACUGAUUCACCAGACGAAGGAUGCAUAGCUCUUGAGUUCCACAUGCCUCCUAUUUGUUCUCCGACUGUUCGUCCUGGAAGACCAAAUGACGCUGCUCCCGUUAUUUCAAAGCGUUUGUCUGAUACUAUUUUAAGUUCUGGUAUGAUUGAUCUUAAAGAACUGUGUCUAGUUAGUGGAAAAGCUGCUUGGAUGGGUUAUCUGGACAUAUAUUGCCUGGAUGCUGAUGGUGCUCUUUUCGAUGCUGCUCUGCUUUCCGCUGUUGCAGCCUUUUCGAAUCUGCAAAUUCCAGUUGUUGCUCUGAAUGACAAUGGAAGAAUAGUUGCCAUCACUGGAGGAAAAGAUCAAGACAAUGCUUCUAUCACCGAGAAAGAAGCAGUAAACAAGGAGAAGAGAAAACUUACGCUUAAGAACAUCCCUUUCUCUUUAACUUGCAUUCUCCAUAAGAACUACAUCUUAGCAGAUCCAACAACCGAAGAAGAAUCGAUCAUGGACACUCUAGUGACUGUUGUUUUAGAUUCCUCGGAUCAAAUGGUUUCUUUCUACAAAUCUGGAGGAUCCGCUCUCGCCUAUUCAUCAGCCAUCAAGAGCUGUGUCGAGUUAGCAAGGAAGAGAGCAAAAGAGCUUAAGCAGAUAUUGGGGGAGAUGGAUAUCGACUAAUUUAUCAGAUGGAAUCAUUCCAUAACAUUGUUGAAAUUUUGUGUUACAUAUUUUAAUCAGACCACCAAAAACCCAUUUACACCAUUUUUGUUUCGUUGUGUUUAGGUUUUGUUGAUCCAUAUAACGUCUUUUAAUGUUAGUGCAAGUUUGCGAUUAUAUGAUCUCUAUUUCAAACGAAACGAAAUGUGCGUUAUAAAAAUGCUAAACCCAAAAUCAAUAAACAUGUUUGGGUUUU